Pimephales promelas (fathead minnow) is the source of this 2330-nucleotide messenger RNA. RefSeq names its product arylsulfatase family, member Ib (gene arsib). NCBI's taxonomy places the organism in Eukaryota, Metazoa, Chordata, Actinopteri, Cypriniformes, Leuciscidae. The record is from RefSeq and is a predicted model, not a curated record. Gene Ontology annotation, molecular function: sulfuric ester hydrolase activity.
UUACGCUUUCGUCAUGUUGGGGUUGGACUGAGAGAGAAAAAGGUGGGGUUGAUAUUAAUGUCACAGAAAACUGUUUUCUCUAAGACGCUUUAAAUCUCCCCGAGGAGUGUGUUAUGGUACGCAGUAAACAUUGAUUAUAGAAACGUCGCGUUUAGCGAUAUUUUUGUGUCGGUAAAUAGCACAUUAUGACCUAUUUGGCGUUCCGUGGUCGAGGUGUGUGUUGUUGGUCAGUGGCUGGCUCAAGCUUUAUGGAGGAAUCCACGAUAUCUAACGCCACGUCGCACUGACAUCCGCCGAUCUCAAAGCCAAGCCCGGAGCUUCCCCUCUUCUCUCCGACCCGAUGCGGGCGCUGUUCGGGUGUCAACUCUUUUCGAGGUGGAUGGCAUCAUGUCUGCUCUUCGGACUCUUCCUCGAUCUCCAAACUUCUGCGUCGUCUUCCAGUGGCUUGAGAUCGAGCCGAGAGGACAUCACUACAGCUUUCAAACCCAAACAACCUCCACACAUCAUCUUCAUCCUGACAGAUGACCAGGGUUUCAAUGACAUCGGGUAUCACAGUCGGGACGUCCGAAGCCCGACGCUGGAUAAACUGGCGUCCGAGGGAGUGCGACUGGAGAACUAUUAUGUGCAACCGCUGUGCACCCCGUCCCGCAGCCAGCUCAUCACAGGCAGAUAUCAAAUUCACACCGGCCUCCAGCAUUCCAUCAUCAGACCACGCCAACCCAACUGCCUCCCUCUGGAUGCCGUCACACUCCCUCAGCGCUUGCAGGAGGCGGGCUACUCCACUCACAUGGUGGGCAAGUGGCAUUUGGGCUUCUACCGGAAAGACUGUUUGCCCACACGCCGUGGAUUUCACACCUACUUCGGUUCAUUGACUGGCAGUGUGGACUAUUAUUCAUAUGGCUCAUGUGACGGCAAGUCAUUGUGUGGCUUUGACCUCCACGAAGGCGAGUCCGUGGCAUGGGGGCGAGGGGGGAAGUACUCAACUCACCUCUACACCCAGAGAGUGCGCAAAAUCCUAGCAACGCACGACUCAAGCAGUCAGCCUCUUUUUAUUUUCGUUUCCCUUCAGGCAGUGCAUACACCUCUAAACCCUCCCAAAGAAUACAUCUACCCGUUUCGCCGCAUGGGCAACGUUCCCCGCAGGAAAUACGCAGCCAUGGUUUCUAUCGUCGACGAGGCGGUCCGAAACAUAACUUACGCGCUGCGCAAAUAUGGCUUCUACCGCAACAGCGUCGUCAUCUUCUCCACUGAUAAUGGAGCCCAGCCGCUCACAGGGGGAAGUAACUGGCCCCUACGAGGGUGCAAGGGAACAUAUUGGGAAGGUGGUAUUAGAGGAGUGGGUUUCGUGCACAGUCCCUUGAUACGCCAUCGAAGAAGGGUCAGCAGAGCCCUUAUUCACAUUACUGACUGGUAUCCAACUCUUGUUGGACUUGCUGGGGGGAAUGUGUCUCAGUAUCAGGGAUUAGAUGGGUUUGAUGUUUGGCCCACCAUUAGCGAAGGGAAGGAAUCUCCACGACUGGAAAUUCUUCACAACAUCGACCCUCUCCACCGCCGCAGUCGGGGCUCAUUUAAGGAGGGACAUGGACUGUGGGACACAACGGUGCAAGCGGCCAUUAGAGUCGGUGACUGGAAACUCUUGACGGGCGACCCUGGACAUGGGGAUUGGGUGCCACCCCAGGUUCUCACAAACUUUCCUAGCAACUGGUGGAACCUGGAGCGACAGACUGGAGAGAAAAGGAAAUCCAUUUGGCUUUUCAAUGUUACGGACGACCCUUGUGAACGCCGUGACCUUGCAGUGCACAGGCCUGAUGUUGUCAAGGAGCUACUGGCACGUCUAGUAUUACACAAUCGCACCGCAAUACCUGUUCGCUACCCGCCAGACGAUACCCGAGCCGAUCCUAGUCUGAAUGGAGGUGCUUGGAGACCUUGGGUUGGUGAAGGUGAAGAGGAGGAAAACUGGGAUGGGAUUUAUUACAAGAGAGGAAAGAAUCGCAAAAGAAAAUGUAGGCUCUGCAAGUUACAAUCUUUCUUCAAGAAGUUUAAUUUAAAGAUCAUGUCAAAACAGAUAUAAGACUCUUCUGUUAUAUAACAUUACUUACAAUAACUUAACUGAAAGGUGACAUAUUAUGUCUCCUUGAAUUUAUCUUUAUCACUGACCAUGUUUAACACCCAAAAUAUAUUGAAUGUGAUCUGCACAUCAAUCUUUUGUGAUCAGUACAUUCCUCUCACUGUGCAGUGUGGACAACUUUAUGCCGAGAGUUUCAGUUGCACCUCAUUGCAGUACACGAGAUCCAGGGGGCGGAGUUGGAUCCAGAUAUAGGAUAUAGGAG